AUGCUUUUUAAUAAGUCAUUGUCUUCUACAAUGACGGGUGUUUUCUUAGCGAUAUUAUAUUUUGUACAAUGUUUUGCGCAAGUUAUGUGUACAAAUGGAACCAAUGUUACUAAUAAUAAGAUAGAUAAUAAUACAAACAAUAACGAAGAUAUAAAAUUCGACGAUCCCUCUCGUCCGAGCCUGGCGUACCCUACUUCUUUGUCCUUCCUUUUUAUAUUUACCACCUUGCUGAUUGGUGUUGUGGUGAGAGCGUUUAUGCUGUGGACCGAUUUUUGUCUUCCGUAUAGAGUUAUCAUGUUCACACUUGGCGGUAUCGCCGGAUUCUGUGCAAAUAGGUACCCCAGCUUCAAACCAGUUGUGGAGAUUUGCUACCUCGAAAUAGACGUUAUUUUAUUAGUUUUUCUGCCAGUGCUUGUGUUCAGCACCUCUUAUGCGGUCGAUUCUCACUCUUUUUCGAAAAGUUUCCCACAAAUUUUACUUGUAGGUGUACCCGGUACUCUGUUGACAUCUUUAAUGUUGGCUUUCAUGGCAUAUUAUUUGAUUGAAUCAUCAUGGAAUUUUCCCACUGCCGUUCUAUUUGGAGUGGUCUGUGCCCCAAUUUACCCAGCGGAGGUGGUGAAACAAUUAAAGGAGUUGUCUAAAGGAAAGUAUAUUAGUGUUUUGCUACUAGGAGAAGGGUUGAUAGGUGAUGCAACUGUUAUGAUAGAGUUUACUGCAGUGUUUGCAUAUUUAGCUAUGGCGAUGAGCGAAGCAUCUCAAAUAUCUCUUCUUCUGCUUCGUUUUGCCGGAGGUGGAAUUAUUUUGGGAGUAAUUAUGGGCAGAAUAACUGCUGCUUUACUGUCGAUAACAUAUAACGAUCUUCUAUGUGCAGUGACUCUAACUUUAUCUGCAGCAUAUUUGACAUAUUACAUUGGAGAAAAAUUCUUUUACGUUUCUGGAUUGUUGGGGACAGUCAUAGCGGGUGUGAUCAUAAGUAAGAGAAAAUCUGCAAUCGCCGGAGAGGUUGAGCAAGUUGUGUCACAUUUCUGGGGUAUAUUAUCCCAUGCAGCCAAUACUUUGGUGUUUACAAUGGUGGGAGUGGUUAUCUUUGAGAAGGUCAGUUAUGUUAUCAGCGUCCGUCAGGUUUCACUGGUCUUCGUGACGUAUUCCACGGUCUAUUGUUCGAGGCUCAUGGUUUAUUCGGCAAUGACGCCCAUACUCAGGCAUAUAGGUUAUGGAAUAUCGUGGCAGCACUCCAUGGCUUGUGUAUGGGGAGGGUUAAGAGGACCUCUUUCGCUAUGUUUGGCAUUACACGUACUACAAACUCCAGGAGUGGCCGAUGCGGGUGAGAUAUUUAUCAUCCAGGCUGCUGGCUUAGUACUUUUGUCCCUGCUUAUUAACGCAAUUACAAUGGGAAAAGUUCUGAAGAUCUUGGGACUAGCCGAGAUAUCGCUAGCUAAGAAGGCUAAUAUGACGAACUGUGUUAAACGUAUCAUGAUGACUCGAGACCGAUGUAUUUCAAUGCUAAAGAUGGACAAGUUCUUGGCUGAUGCUAAUUGGGAUCUCGUGCAACAAGGUACCACAAUAAAGCAUCCGUACCAAAUACAAAUGUCCAACCGUGACGACGACUCAGAGGAUGAUACUUAUAUGGGCUACCACUACACCACUUGUCCGGACUGUGAGAGAGAAAUACCCAAUGAGCCAACUAAGAAGGAAUUUGCGGAGAUGAUGAGGGAGGCAAAUCAAAGAGUUUUGAAAGCUAUGAAGAUAUCCUACUGGCGACAAUACGAGCACGGAAAAAUUAGCAAAGAUGGAGUGCGGACUCUUGUCCAAGCAGUAGAGGUUGCCGCUGAUUCGGAUGAUGGUAGAGUCAAUCUGGAACAAUUGGGGACUCUAUGGAAGCCAAAGGCAUACGCAGUGUGGCUACGACGUAAGCUAGUCAAAAUGAUGACUCCAGAAGCAGCUACAGUCCAAAUGCCCCACAACUACUGGAGACGGUUGGCUUACAGAAUGGUUUCAAACGUGUGGUUUGACGGAUUCAUAUAUAUCAUGAUACUGUGUAACACGCCCAUUAUAUUGUGCGAAGUUGCUUUAAGAUCACCCACUCACAAUGUCAUUUAUAUUAUUAAGUUUCUGAAUUUAUUUUUUUAUAUAAUAUACGUCUUGGAAAUGGUGGUUAAAAUGAUGGGAUUGGGUACACGCGGUUACUUCAAGUCGCAUUGGAAUAAGUUGGAUUUUUUGAUCAUCGUAAUGGCUACUGGAGAUCUGGUGUUGGAUAUAAUAGACGCGUUGACACCUUGGGACAAAUGGCGAAAUCUUAAUUCGAGUGUACUCACCGCUUCCAAGUUGCUACGGACCUUACGGUUUCUUCGUUUGUGCAAGCUGGCUAGGGUAUCUGUUCCUAAGGUGAUGGCUUAUAUUGAUAGGAUGAUUGAUAUUCAAUUGGCAUUUGGAUAUGAUGUAGGGAAAGGAUUUGUGACAGCUGAGCAAGAAGUAUGCAAUUUGCUGCCCCAGCUAGUAGACAAUAUACAAAUACAAGAAAAACUAGACAGUCGACUGGAAGCUGACAGAUUAACGGUGACGCGUCAGCUGGGUUUAUUACAACGUGAUAGGCCUUGGACUGCCAUAACGGUGAAGACACGUCAAGCCACUACUUCCACUUUAAACAUAAUGAUUUUGGACACUAUGCAGCUGAAGGAAGAGGGGUUCCUCGAUGAAAUGGAGUAUCGUUUGUUGCUAAAUGCAAUACAAUCGAAAGUGCAGACGUGCCGACAUAAAGGGAGCCUUGUUGCUCCUUCCACGCCUGAGACUCAACUGCGAGCAAUAUCCUGGCUACAAGGUAACGAGAGGGUCGCGGACUUCUUUCUGGAAAAUUCCGAAAUAUUGAAUUAUAAUUUCAAAGACAUUCUUCUAUCGCGAGGUGAUGAGCCAAAAGGCCUGUACAUUAUCGUAUCAGGCCUGCUAGAAGCAACGUACGAGCCCCCAGAAGGUGAUUUCGACGAAGCAAUUCCCAACUACGAGUUUCUGAGUGACUUGAAGUUCAACGACCCAAGUCAGGAUUAUAUAGUUUCGGGAAACGCUGUUGGUGUUCUAGGGGUCCUCACAAACCGUCCAUACAGUUACACAGUGCGGUGUGACACGGCAGUGCAAGCGUACUUCAUCAAGAUGUCCGUGAUCAAGGAAGCUUUUAACCUAUCGCCGCACCCCAUCAUGGGUUUGGAGGCAGCGAUGUGGCGCGAGAUAGGCAUUAAGCUUUCAUUGAUGGUGCUGCCCAGCGUACCCGCGUACCACGGCUGGUCGGUGGAGCGGCUCAGCAUGCGGCUGGAGCACGCUUUCGUGCCCUGUCUAAAGGCAUUCAAGGUGUUCGUAGUAAAUGAGUUGAUGGAAGACAUAGUUCUCAUUGACGGGAUUUGCCAGGACAUGUCCACUCGAGAAGUUUUCCAACCGCCAUGUUAUAUACCGAGGACAGCACACAGGCUGGUAUUCCCAAAGUCCUCGCAGCUGUUGAUAUCGAACACAUGUCCAGAAACGAAGCUCCUGAUUGUACCAGCCAAGGACACCGAUGAACUGGACAUUAUGGAGGACGAAAUCGACGAUAUGCAAUGUGAACUGGUAUCGAACGCAUCGUCCCGGUGCCUAUAUCACAAAGUGGCCCGGCGGCUGUCAAGUGAGUCGCGAGCGUUAACAGUGCGACGUGGCCGCGGCAAACGGCGACGAGCUGGCGCGAGACGUGUCAACUACCGAGAGUCCGUUUGGGGUAAACAGAUAUCGACACCGGCUCUACCAGGAUCUCUGAGCGAAAAGGAGCUUAAUUCUAAGUAUUACAGACCAAGCAUCGAUGAUUUGCCGGAAAAGCUGGAAGCUAACAAAAAUGACCAAUACCCCCUAAAGCUUACAGCAGAAGCAUUCAGCGAUACACUACCUAAAAAACCAUACUCUGAAAGUAAAAAACAAAAUUCUAGAAAUAGAUUCAAUAUAGCUACACUUAACACAAGAUCUCUAAAGUCACAAGAAUUUUUAUUGGAACUAGAACAUGCAUUGGAAACCGUUAACUGGGAUAUUAUAGGCUUGAAUGAUGUGAGAAGAGUGGAUGAGAAAACCGAAGAACGCGACAAUUACAUACUAUACCACAUUAAUGAAAAGGCUGGAAUAUACGGAGUAGGGUUUAUGGUCAAGAAAUACUUGAAAAAUGAAAUAUUAGAGUUUCGAGGAAUAUCAGACAGGAUCGCCAUUUUGAAUAUAAACCUCCCUGGCUAUAAAAAACCCACUUCAAUUGUUCAAAUAUAUGCUCCGACGGAGGUUACCCAGAAGGACAUAAAAGAUGAAUUUUAUAAAAAACUCAACCAAAUUAUGCCGAAUCUGUGUAGAACAGUUAUUAUAAUGGGAGACUUUAACAGCCAAAUUGGAAAGAGGAAUAAAAAUGAGAACAAUAUACUUGGACCGUAUUCAACCGGGAAAAGGAAUGACAACGGACAAAGACUGAUAAAUUUUGCAUCAGGAAAUAACUUACACAUCAUGAAUAGCUACUACAAUAGAAAACAUAAUAGAAAAUGGACAUGGGUGUCACCUGAUGGGAAAACAAAAAAUGAAAUAGAUUACAUUCUCACAAACAAACCAAGAGUGUUUUUAAAUAUUGAUGUUGUUAAUCAACUCAACUACAACACGGACCAUAGAAUGCUUCGAGGACAAAUGUACGUAUUGGAACCGAAAACAUCGGGAAAAAACAUUAGCAAUAAUAAAAAACCAAUACCUUUACCAAUUGCAGACAAUAUUCUCGAAUCAUUGGAAAAUAAUUUAAAAGCAACAAAUAAUGCCAAAGAUGUCCAAGAGAAAUAUGACACUCUCGUAAACGAACUUAACAAAGUCGAAAACAAAGCUAGAAUAAAUAAAGACACCAAAGACAAAAUAGGUCCAGAAGCAAGAAAUUUGAUCAUACAGAGAAAAUCUCUCUAUGAAGACAGGAAAAUAAACAAAAAGAAGAUAGAAAUCCUAAGUAAAGAAAUAAAUCUGCAGAUCAGGAAACAUAGAGAGAAAAGAAGGAACAAUACAAUAAACUAUUACAUAGAAAAGUUGGGAGGAGUCACGAAAGCAUGGGAUGAGCUAAGAGAAAGAACGGCUGAAACAAUAUUAGAUGCUAUCACAGAUUUAUUUAACGAAAUUUUAAUCACAGAAUAUAUACCUCAUCAGUGGACUACGUCGACCAUAGUACUGCUUCAUAAAAAAGGAAAGAAAGAUAAUAUAGCCAACUACAGACCUAUUAGCCUGAUGUCUAACGUCUACAAAAUAUUUUCUAAAGUACUGCUAAACCGCUUAACUCAGACUCUGGAUGAAAACCAACCUAGAGAGCAAGCAGGUUUUCGUAGUGAUUUUUCAACAAUAGACCAUAUACACACCAUAAAACAAAUUAUAGAGAAAUGUAAUGAAUACGGCAUUUAUUAUUAUUUGGCAUAUGUGGAUUACAACAAAGCAUUUGACUCUUUAAAACACACAAGAAUAUGGGAAGCACUUGCAACACAAGGAGUUGAGAAUAAAUAUAUACGACUAAUUAGCAACAUAUACAAAAACAUGAAAGCAAAAAUACGAACAGAAAGAGUGGGAGAUCACUUCCCUAUAAAGAGAGGGUGGAAUAAAUAUGGACUAAACAUCAACGGAAUCAAACUAAACCAUCUAAGAUUUGCAGACGAUUUAAUUCUAAUUUCAGAAGAUCCAAAAAGCCUGCAAGAGAUGCUUGAAGAGCUUGUGUACGAAAGCGACAGAGUUGGACUUUCAAUGAACACUACAAAAACCAAAGUAAUGACAAACCACGACAAAGUUCCUAUCACAGUCAACGACACAAAAAUAGAAUAUGUCGAAGAAUAUAUAUACCUCGGACAGAUAAUAUCACCAAAAGAUCUUACAACAAAAGAAAUAAACAACAGAGUACAGCUAGCAUGGAAAAGAUAUUGGUCACUAAAAGAAAUUUUCAAAAACCCACAAAUACCACUGAAAGCUAAGAAAAAAAUUUUUGAUUCAUGUAUUUUACCCAUCAUGACAUAUGGAUGUCAGUCAUGGAGUUUAACGAAACAUAACCUGCGCAAACUAGAGAACUGUCAACACAGCAUGGAGAGGAGCAUGCUCAACAUCAAGUUAAAAGACAAAAUAAAACUAGAAACAUUACGAAAUCAAACUAAAAUAAAUGAUGUAACACACUGUGUAAGAAAACUAAAAUGGAAGUGGGCAGGUCAUAUGAUGAGGAAUAAUAAAGAAAAAUGGGCUAAGAACGUUACCGAGUGGUGUCCAAGACAAAACAAACGAAAGAAAGGGAGGCAGCGUCUUAGAUGGGAGGAUGAUAUUCGAAAAAUUGCUGGAGUUACUUGGAGGAGAAUUACCCAGGAUCGAAAAGCGUGGCAAGCUCUAGGGGAGGCCUUUGCGGAUACGCAAGACAAUCACAAAACCGAUAAUAUAAAACAAAUGACGGUCACGUUAGCGAAUUCGCCUACGUCGUCUAUACCUAAUCAGCGCCUGGAUUCCGAACAGGAGAUAUAUACGAAUUCGAUGUCUAAGCAAAGGAGAGUAUCUGGUGAAAAGAAAACUUGA
Molecule: messenger RNA, 6555 nt
Organism: Parnassius mnemosyne (clouded apollo)
Lineage: Eukaryota; Metazoa; Arthropoda; Insecta; Lepidoptera; Papilionidae
Source: the annotation of a GenBank genome assembly